Messenger RNA from Daucus carota subsp. sativus, 1992 nucleotides. RefSeq names its product metal transporter Nramp1. The transcript has 14 exons. Lineage: Eukaryota; Viridiplantae; Streptophyta; Magnoliopsida; Apiales; Apiaceae. Bases 197 to 1831 code for a protein of 544 amino acids. The record is from RefSeq and is a predicted model, not a curated record. Gene Ontology annotation, biological process: metal ion transport. Gene Ontology annotation, molecular function: manganese ion transmembrane transporter activity; cadmium ion transmembrane transporter activity. Gene Ontology annotation, cellular component: membrane.
ACACACGCUGACACGCACACACCUUCUGCACUCUUAUCGAUAUCAAAGAAACCUCUGAUAUCAAUCUCUAACACUAGAUACUAUAUUAAAAAAAAAUAUCUAUAUAUUAAUGUAACAGAUUUUGUUAAUCAUCUAAAUUAUAGGAUUCUGUUUGCCUGAAUUAUAGUACAGGAAGCAGAGCAGAGUUUGAUCAAAGAUGGCGGGCUCGGCUUCUUCACAACCGCAGUUUAUGUCUAGCAUGAACAAUAUGGGGAAUUCUUCGUCAAAUGAACCUCUCAUGGAGGAUUCUGAUGUCAAUAAAAUUGUUGUUCCUGAGAGGACAAGCUGGAAGAAUCUGUUUGCCUAUAUGGGACCAGGAUUUUUGGUUUCUAUUGCAUAUAUUGAUCCAGGAAAUUUUGAAACAGAUCUACAGGCUGGAGCAGAUCACAAAUUUGAGCUUCUCUGGAUCAUACUAGUGGCUUCAAUUGCUGCCUUAAUUAUCCAAUCCAUGGCAGCAAACCUAGGAGUUGUAACAGGCAAACAUUUAGCAGAGCACUGUAGAACUGAAUACGAAAAGGUGCCGAAUUUCAUUUUGUGGAUUCUUGCUGAAAUUGCCAUAGUUGCGUGCGACAUUCCUGAAGUGAUAGGAACAGCAUUUGCUUUGAACAUGCUUUUUCAUAUACCAGUGUGGAUUGGCGUUCUUCUCACAGGACUUAGCACAUUGGUUCUACUAGCAUUACAGCAAUAUGGGGUGAGGAAACUUGAGUUCCUGAUUGCUUUCCUGGUAUUUACAAUUGCUGGAUGCUUUCUAGCAGAGCUUGGAUACGCAAAGCCAGUUGCUUCAGAAGUCUUAUAUGGACUUUUUGUUCCUCAACUCAAAGGAAGUGGUUCUACCCUUGUGGCAAUUUCACUGCUUGGUGCCAUGGUUAUGCCCCACAAUCUUUUCCUCCAUUCAGCUCUAGUGCUUUCCAGAAAGGUACCAAGAUCUGUGAAGGGCAUAAAGGAGGCUUGCAGAUUCUACAUGAUAGAAAGUGGAAUUGCUCUGGUGGUGGCCUUUCUGAUUAACUUGUCAAUUAUUGCAGUAAGUGGUUCAGUUUGCAGUUCUCCGAAUUUGAGCCCAGAUGAUGUGAAGAGCUGUCAAGAUUUGACUUUAAACAGAGCAUCCUUUUUGCUUAGAAAUGUUUUAGGCAAUUGGAGCUCCAAACUUUUUGCAAUUGCCUUGCUUGCCUCUGGGCAAAGUUCAACAAUAACUGGAACUUAUGCUGGCCAGUACGUAAUGCAAGGAUUUCUUGACUUACGACUGAAGCCAUGGCUUAGGAAUUUAUUAACUCGAAGUUUGGCUAUUGUCCCUAGUCUAAUUGUUGCACUCAUAGGUGGUUCAUCUGGGGCAGGGGAGCUGAUUAUAAUUACAUCGAUGAUCUUGUCAUUUGAGCUCCCUUUUGCUCUUGUUCCACUUCUAAAGUUCACAAGCAGCAAGACAAAGAUGGGGUUAUAUGCCAAUUCUAUUGCGCUCGCAGCAACUACCUGGAUAAUUGGCUUCCUAAUAAUGGGCAUUAACAUAUAUUUCCUGGUGGACAAGUUGAUUAGUGUGCUAGUUCAUAGCCCCCUGAAAGUCGUGGGCAAAGUAUUUUGCGGAAUAUUAGGAUUUUCAGGCAUGCUGCUUUACUUGGCUGGGAUUGCAUAUCUGAUUAUACGGAAAAACAAAGAAGCUUCACAUCUUUUGGCACUAACAACACCAGAGAGUCGACAGAUGGCUAACGAGGCAGGCAAUGCAUCAGUGUAUAAUUUGCCCAGAGAUGACAUAGUGAGCAUGCAAUUACCUCAGAGGACUACAACUACCGAUGUCGACUAAGGAAUGGCUGGUCGGUGAUUUAUCAAGUUAAUUUACUUAAUUUCUACUAAUGUAGUUGCUUUAUUAGCUAAAUAAUAGCUUCUAGGCACAAAUCCGUGUUAAGAGUAAAGCCACUUAUAAUAAGUCCAUAUAUGCUAAAUUUAGAGUACUUAUCUUCCCAA